Molecule: messenger RNA, 1851 nt
Organism: Lodderomyces orthopsilosis Co 90-125
Lineage: Eukaryota; Fungi; Ascomycota; Pichiomycetes; Serinales; Debaryomycetaceae
Gene: EXO70
Product: GTP-Rho binding exocyst subunit
Exons: 1
Coding region: 1-1851 (616 amino acids)
Biological process (GO): exocytosis
Cellular component (GO): exocyst
Molecular function (GO): phosphatidylinositol-4,5-bisphosphate binding
Source: RefSeq, a predicted model, not a curated record
AUGGCAUACAAAGUGGACGUGGAUGAGGCUGACGUGGCCGUCCUCAAUCAAAAUUUGGUCAAAUCAAAAGCCCUUUUCGAAAGCAUCAAUCAAUCGCUCACCAAAAUCUCCAAGAAAUCACAGGCAGCACACACAACAAUCAAACCAGUCCUAGGACAAGUUAAUAAAUUAACAGCAGCCAAAAAAGAAGUCGAAGGUGGGUUGGAUCUACUAUCAGAAGUGAGUCAAAGUGUUUCUCAAAUCAACAAUUUUGAAAAUGCCUUGAACAACAAUAUCGAAGUUAUUGGAUUAUUGAAAUAUGUAAACACGUUGAAACAAUCACAAGAGUUGUACAGUCGUAUCAAACCAAAAUUUAAACAAUUCAAGGGGAUAUUAUACAAUUUCCAAAACGUGAUUGAAAGAAGUGAAUUAAAAGUACAAAAUUAUAUCGAUACUGUUCUCAACCUAGAAACUAAUAGAAUGAUGGAUAAAAAACAUGAAGUUAAAGUUAUUUUUGAAUAUUUUAAUCAACAAGGUAAAGAUCAACACAUCGUUAAUAAAUAUGUUGAUAAACGUGGUAAUAAGAUUAUCCAGAAUUUGAAACUUGUUGAACAUAAAUUACAACCAACUAAAAUUGAUGGACCUUAUGAAAAGGGGACUAAGGGAUAUAAUCCUUUUACUGAAGCUGUGGAUAAUGUAUUGAAAGAAGAAGUACUUGUAUUGAAACAAUGUUCAUUGCCACCGGGGUUGAUUAGUCAGAUUCUGGAGUAUGCUAUACGCGAAUAUAAUCAAGUAAUGCAAUCGUUGGCCACGCAAUUGAGUACAUCCUUGACUGCAAACACUGAUAACUACUUGAUUCUUUUAGAGAUUAUUGACAACUUGCUUCGAGUCGAUUAUCAAUUGAAACAUCGAUAUGUUGUCAAGAGCGCCUCAUUUAGUAAAAUUCUUGAUCAAUUUAUAUCAAUCGGUUCUUCGAUUUUCCCAAGUUGCAUCCGAUCAAUUGAAGCCCAGUUUCAACACAUUACUCAAUUCAAUGAUUCUUCAACAAUUGGUGUUUCCACUAAAGCGAUAACUCUAGCUCGAAGAAUGUGUGAAUUUAAACAACCACUUUUGCAAUUGAUUCAAACGAGGAAACCAGGAGAUUGGAUUCUGGAGUCUCCACCAUUACAAUACAUAAGUGUAUUUAAUUCAAUUAUCACCAACACUACAUUUGAUGACAAGUCGCCGGAAUUUUUAUUAUCGUCCUAUUUCGCCGAUAUCAUUGAUUGUGUAAUGAUUAAUAUUGAAGUUGGGUUAAAGAAACCACAUGGAGAACAUUCAAUGAAGAAAUCUACUCAGGGGUUUAUCCUUUUAAGGAACUUGUACAUUAGUGAACAAAUUAUCAAUCGAUCACAAGAAUUAUUCCACAUUUUAGGAUCUAAUGGACAAGAGCGUAUCAAUAAGUUGAAAAACCGGUUCCUCAAGCUAUUCCUUGAAGAUUGGAGCUAUGCUUCCUACAUUAUUAUUGAACGAAUGACACUUAUUGCCACCCAAGCAGGAACAGGUACUAGUGGGGCUAGCAACCCAAACACAUCCAUAGGUACUGGGGGUGGACAAGCAACCAAUUUGUCAAACAAGGAACGUGAACAAGUUAAAGAAUUAUUCAAAAAGUUUAAUGAUUCGUUUGAAGAAGCAUUGGCUAAUUAUAGAGCUCUCGAAUUUGGUGAUUCUAGUUUGAGAAGUUUUCUUGGUAAUGAAGUGAAGAAAAUGAUUUUGAAUGCAUAUUUUAAAUUGUAUGAUAAAUAUGGAAAUUCUGAUUUUACCAAGAAUAGACUGAAAUAUAUCAAAUGGGAUAAAUUGCAAUUUGAAAGGUUGCUUAAUGAGAAGUUGUAG